AUUUUCGCAGCCCUACAAUUAUUUGGGAAUAUUCCAAAUCUUAGACCAUAUACCAGAAAUUCCUCUAUCUAGACUUUACUAGUCAAUUCUAGAAUCUCAUUCUCCGGACCGCCCCAAAUCAAUAUUCCUCUAUAUAAUACACAGAUAUACAUCAUCCGCAUAAUCUGAUAAACAGAUAAAAUUAUUUUGAUCCUAGCAGUUCGUUAUCGAAAGCUGAGAGAAUACCAAAAAAUCGAUCGGAGAAGAUGUGUUUGGUUUUUGUUUGUGACGAGGAUCAGAGAGUGAUCGGUAGGCAACCGGCGCCGGGGGCGUGUCCUUACUGCGGGGGUAUGGUUCAAGCCAUGGACGUGGAGAGCAAUUGGAGGUUCUGCUUUGUGCCGCUUUAUUUCAAGACCAAGCGUAAAUUCUACUGCUCCGUCUGCUCCAGGCGAUUGGUUGUACAAUGAUAAUACCCAGAAUCGGACAUGGCGUUGUUAAUCAUGUAGGUUUUCUGUUUAAUUUUACUUCUCGUGUAAUGAAUUAUGAGUUUUUGUAUUUUUUUUUAACGAUAUUGUACAGUUAUGUGAUAUUAAAAAUUGGAAAUGUUCGAGGAAAA
Messenger RNA from Olea europaea var. sylvestris, 595 nucleotides. RefSeq lists its product as uncharacterized. Bases 246 to 446 code for a protein of 66 amino acids. NCBI's taxonomy places the organism in Eukaryota, Viridiplantae, Streptophyta, Magnoliopsida, Lamiales, Oleaceae. The record is from RefSeq and is a predicted model, not a curated record. The transcript is spliced from 2 exons.